Prunus mume (Japanese apricot) is the source of this 1320-nucleotide messenger RNA. The record is from RefSeq and is a predicted model, not a curated record. NCBI's taxonomy places the organism in Eukaryota, Viridiplantae, Streptophyta, Magnoliopsida, Rosales, Rosaceae.
AUGAAGUUAAAGAUCAACAAGGCCUGCGAUCUCAGCUCCAUCUCGGUCCUUCCUCCACACACAAGGAGGCCAAAUGCUGUGCCAAAUGGACCACAAGCAUCGCAGCUUCGAUCUCAACCAUCAGAGCAGUCAUUUUCUCAGGGAUUCUCAUCUCAGCAUGGCAUGUUUUCUCAGCUCUCUCAGAACUCUCUUAGUGACGUUCUGACCAAUGAUCAGAGGUUUGGCUCUCAAGAACGAGAGAAUUCUGUGAAGAAGAUUGCCUGCUUACCACCAAUUAGUCAUGCACGUGAAGAGAGUCAAAUGCAAAUCUCAAGAUCUUCCACCAACUUCAUGCGCAAGUGGAGUUCUGCGUCUGGUUCAGAUCAUCGAUGUCAGACUAGUGAGGACUUUGAACACCGGAUUGGAAUGAUGGAAACUUCGUUGAAUAAGUUUGGAAUGAUCUUGGAUUCAGUACAGAGUGAUGUCAUGCAAGUAAACAAAGGAAUGAAGGAAGUAUCUAUGGAGAUGGAAGCGAUGCGGCAGAAGUUGACAGCUCAGGAUAACUCGUUGCAGUUAAUGAGUAAGGGGCAAGAAGAUUUCAAAGCUAGCCUUGAUGGGGGCAUCAAGUCUAUGUCUGAACAACUGAGCAAAAAUACCUAUCAAGACAAAUUACAGGAGAUGUUCUUGGUGCUUUCAGCCUUACCAGAAAAAAUAGAAAUCAUAGAAGCAUCUCUACUGAAAUCACAGACUAAGCUGCACGACUCCUUCAUCAAGGAAAUGCAGAAAAUGAUUUGCAGCCAGAAUCAGAAUACCUCCAUCCAAAAAUGUGAAAUAUCCUCUAUACUUUCACCUAAGGGUGUUGCUGCCUCUCGUGCUAUUCCACAAGGAAAGCCACAGCCUAUUAAAAGUGUUUGGCUCUCGGAGAGAUUUAAAAAGCCUUCUCUUGAUUCCAGCUCAGCUGUGCCUCCAAAGGCUUGUGUGCAAGCAGUUGUAGUUCCAAAGACAGAAACAGGGGGCUGGAAGACUGUUAAGGCAGAAAAAGCUACAUUUAGUGACAGCGGGUUCCGGAAAGUGCAAAAACCUAAUAGAUUUACUUCCAUCCGAAAGGAAAGAGAAUGCAGAGUUGUCAUUGAAUCAGAUGAGGAGAUUGAUGGAGCCUUUUCCUGCUUGCUUGACGAGAAAGAAACAGACGUAGACAUGGCUGAGGAGGUAAAGGAAGAGACACAACGGAUUUUGAGGAGGGCAAGGAGGCGAAAGAGAAAAUUAUGCAACACUAUAAUUAUUAAUUGAAGGUGUUUGAUGUCUCCCCAUGUGCUGGGGCCUGAGGACGUAACCCAUAAC